CAUCUUAUCCGUCGACUAGCUACAACGCGUAUCGACGCACUUAAUCAACUGAAAUGCGCUCACAGUAGUUAGUCCAAAUACAUAAAUACAAUAGCCGCGUUGAAAUUUCGGGGAAGUUGCUUGACAGCUUUCGCCUAAUGAAGAUCCUUGUGAUCCUGAAAGUGAAUUGAAAAGUCUGGGAGAAGUGUUUCAUCGCACAAAAAAAGAAAUUUGCAACAGUUAUUGAGUGAUUUGUAUUUUAAUUUCGCAAAGUGACAAAAUGAGUGAAAAGAAAAUCGAAGCAGAAUUGGAUAAAGGACUGUGCGUUGCCUAUAUGAGUCGUUUGAAUGUAUCGGUUGCGAUCGUGGCGAUGACAAACGCUGCCAGCACAAAUCCCAAUUUUGAGGAGUUCGACUGGACAGAAAAACAGAAAUCCUAUAUUAUAUCCUGUUUCUACUGGGGCUACGUGAUCACACAAUUUCCCGGUGGCUAUUUGAGUCGACGUUUCGGCGCAAAGAUUGUAAUUGGCAUCAGUCUGUUCGGCUCAGCGCUUUGCAGUUUACUCACACCAUUUCUCGUACCGUGGGGCGGCUGGCAGGUUUUUUGCGCCAUACGUAUAGUACAGGGUCUCUGUCAGGCAGCUGUAUUUCCAGCUAUACACCAACACAUUGCCAAAUGGUCGCCGCCACAAGAACGCAAUAUGAUCGGUGCAUUGACCUAUUCGGGUGUGGAUUGUGGCACAGUCUUGGCGAUGCUUGUUAGUGGUCUGAUACCCAGCAGUUCGAUCGGUUGGCCGGGAAUUUCAUAUGUUUCGGCCGGUCUUUGUUUUGUCUGGUGCAUACUGUGGCUAAUUUUGGGUUCGAAUGAUCCACCAUCUUCGCGUUUUAUAACGAAAGCCGAGUGCGAGUAUAUUGAAACUUCGAUGAAACGUGAAGAGGAUUUCCAUAAGAAGAAAAUACCAAUACCAUGGUUUGCGAUGCUCACAUCCGUGCCAUUUUUGUCACUACUUUUAGUACGUUGUUCCGAAACGUGGGGCUUCAGCACCAUACAAUCGCAAAUUCCCUCGUACAUGAACGGUGUUUUGAAUAUGGAUAUUAAAAGUAAUGCGUUCUUCUCGGCACUGCCAUAUAUAGCGCGUUGGAUUAUGUCCUACACAUAUCUCUUCUUCGGAAAUAUGGCGGUCGCUAAGAAUUGGCUCUCCUUGACGGCGGUACGUAAGAUCGCCAAUACAAUGGCUUAAUGGUUGCCAGCAUUUCUAAUGAUCGGUGUGGGAUUCCUCGAUGAUAGCAACAAAGCUUUGGCUAUUGCUCUAAUGACCAUGAAUGUUGGUUUCAAUGGCGGUGCCACCAUCGGUUGUGUUCUUAGUACGAUAGACUUAUCACCAAAUCAUGCCGGUGUUGUAAUGGGUAUCAUAAAUCCGGUCGCUAACAUUAUACCGUUGAUUACGCCACUGGUUGUGGGUGUUAUAGUCACAGAUGUGCAUAAUCGAUCUGAAUGGCAAACCGUAUUCAUCAUUGCUGCGGCUAUUUUCUUCAUUGGUAACUUGAUUUUCGUAAUUUUCGGUUCGGCUGAAACUCAACCAUGGGACGCUCCUGGUUUUCUGCGUAAGGAUAACGUGGAAGAACCAGUAGCGAUGCCACCGAAGAGUACUUUUAAGGAAAUUUUUGGUGGUGAUGAUGACAAAUACGACAUCGAAGGAUGGGCAGUGCAGAAUGUUAACGAUUCGCAGUCGAAAAACGAAGUUGACGGAAAAAUUAAGCUUUAUGACUGAUAUUAAUAAGUUCCAUAACUCGACGGGCUUAAAUUAAGUCUAAUUUAAAAAUAGCGUUAGCGAUAAAAUUUGAAAUUAUUUCCGUUCUAUAUUCUUAAGAUAUAUACUGAAUAUUAUUAAGAAUUUAUACUGUAUAUGCUUUAGUAAUUGUUGGAAAUUUUAUUGUUUAGGUGUUUACAAUUUAUAUUAAAUUUCUUUGUUAAAUUAAAUGAGCAUUAUUUAAAUUUUAUAUUUUAUUGGCCUAAUAUAAUAUACAUAUGUGGUAUCGAAACUGUUGGGUGUAUACUCAUGGUAUUCAAUCGAAAGCAAAUUGAUGCUCAAACACAAGGCGAAGGCCAUAUUAUUCCGGUAAACUGCUAGCCAAUCCAACCAUAACAGGUGAGGAGCACAGCUAAAGCGAUUCAUAUGAAUGAAUAGAUAUUGUAGGUAAAGAAUAGAACGAAAUUACAUGUAUUCUUCUAUAUGCAUCGAUAAUAAGUCAUAAUGAUAAUGUCCUUGGUUCAUAAAUAAUUUCAAUCUGAUAGUUCAUAUACAUAUAAGAGUGUUCAGAAAACCUUCAUAAAAUUUGAGGCAAGUGUUUCUUCGUAGCCAAUAUAAAUAUUGGGGAGGAGCACAAAUAAAUAUUUUUUAUUGAAUAUUUUACUUUUACUUUUCGAUUUUUCCAAGAAAGGCGUUACAUUAAAUUCUUUACUAAUAGAGUUGCCAUCUCGCUGUAGUUAUAUUUAUU
Messenger RNA from Zeugodacus cucurbitae (melon fly), 2477 nucleotides. Its product is annotated as putative inorganic phosphate cotransporter. Gene Ontology annotation, molecular function: transmembrane transporter activity. The record is from RefSeq and is a predicted model, not a curated record. Gene Ontology annotation, cellular component: plasma membrane. The transcript has 4 exons. Gene Ontology annotation, biological process: monoatomic anion transport; transmembrane transport. NCBI's taxonomy places the organism in Eukaryota, Metazoa, Arthropoda, Insecta, Diptera, Tephritidae.